AUGACCAAGACGGAAAGGCUGGGGGCCCUGGAAUACUCCAGGAGCUGUGAUCAGGCCCAUUUCAAAGCUGUGUUCACUGAGGCCCAGAAAGACCCCACACGGAGCUCAGGACCCCCAAAGAGGCAGCGGCAGGCGCGCACGGUGUACACCAAAGAGCAACUGGACGUGCUCAAGGAAUACUUCCAGAAGAAUAAGUACCCCGGCUACCAGGACCGCCUGCGCCUGGCGGCCAGGCUCAGCCUAGAGGAGCACAAACUGCAGGAGGGGAUCAGCGAGGCCAAAGGGGUCCGGUGCUGCCCUGGGUCACGCAGCAAGCAAGGGGUCUCCGGGUGCCGACCCAGGGCUGGACCCCGAGUCCGUCUCAACCCUGUGCCAUACAAGCCCUCCAACCCCACCCGGCCGGGACUGACGCCCCCCUUGGUCUCCCCGUGCCCAGACCUCCGGGCCUCUGAACCCGCGGACCCUCUCGGGCAGACCCCUUCCUGGCCCCCAGGCCCCUGGAUGUGGUUCAAGAACCGCCGGGCCCAACGCUCCCGGCUGGAACGACUGGCCAAGGGCCGAAGCCACAGGGCCCGCGAUGCUCCCACGGACCCCGGAGCCCCCGGCGCCCCCGGCCCCGCGCCUGCCCCUGUCCUUGCUGCUGUCGCCGCCGCAGCUGCCGGCCCCGCAUUCCCGGACGGCCCGGGAUUCCGCAGCCCGCCUCCGCGCAGCCUCGCGGGGAUGCUCCCUGCGCCAGAGCCCAGCAUCUCCAGCCAAGGCCAGGCCAUGUGGGCCCUGGCACAAGGCGCCCAGGCGCCCGUCCAGGCUGCUUCAGCCCCGGCCCCGCCCCUAGUCUGGCCUCUGGACCCCUACGCCCCCAACUUUGCCCCAGAUCCUUUUCCAAUUCCAGAUUUUACAGUGGUAUUCUCACCCCAAGACCCCUCUCCCGGAUCCCCCUCUCCCUUGAUGUCUGGGUCCCGAAAGAGAGAUGAGUGUGUGGAUGAGAACGACUUAGACCCCAAGCGGUUACUGAGCUUAUAG
This is a messenger RNA of Eubalaena glacialis (North Atlantic right whale), 1020 nucleotides long. RefSeq names its product tetrapeptide repeat homeobox protein 2-like. The record is from RefSeq and is a predicted model, not a curated record. Gene Ontology annotation, biological process: regulation of transcription by RNA polymerase II. Bases 1 to 1020 code for a protein of 339 amino acids. Gene Ontology annotation, molecular function: DNA-binding transcription factor activity, RNA polymerase II-specific; RNA polymerase II cis-regulatory region sequence-specific DNA binding. Lineage: Eukaryota; Metazoa; Chordata; Mammalia; Artiodactyla; Balaenidae. The transcript is spliced from 5 exons. Gene Ontology annotation, cellular component: nucleus.